This is a messenger RNA of Python bivittatus (Burmese python), 1809 nucleotides long. RefSeq names its product solute carrier family 6 member 2 (gene SLC6A2). Gene Ontology annotation, molecular function: norepinephrine:sodium symporter activity; dopamine:sodium symporter activity. Gene Ontology annotation, cellular component: neuronal cell body membrane; presynaptic membrane; plasma membrane. NCBI's taxonomy places the organism in Eukaryota, Metazoa, Chordata, Lepidosauria, Squamata, Pythonidae. The record is from RefSeq and is a predicted model, not a curated record. Gene Ontology annotation, biological process: amino acid transport; dopamine uptake involved in synaptic transmission; sodium ion transmembrane transport.
CCGCCGCCUGCCAAGAAAGACGUGGAGCUCCUCCUGGUGAAGGAGCAGAACGGGGUGCAGUACACCAGCAGCCACCUCCUGGAGCACGGCCGUCCCAGGUACAGCCCGGCCGGCGCCGCCCCGCUGCCGGAGCGCGAGACGUGGGGCAAGAAGAUCGACUUUCUCCUCUCCGUCGUCGGCUUUUCGGUGGAUCUGGCCAACGUCUGGCGGUUCCCUUACCUCUGCUACAAAAACGGAGGAGGUGCCUUCCUCAUCCCUUACAUCCUCUUCCUCAUCAUCGCAGGAAUGCCUUUGUUUUAUAUGGAACUUGCUUUAGGGCAGUAUAAUAGAGAAGGGGCUGCCACGGUAUGGAAAAUCUGUCCAUUGUUUAAAGGUGUGGGCUAUGCUGUGAUCCUCAUAGCACUAUACGUUGGUUUCUACUACAAUGUUAUUAUUGCCUGGUCUCUGUAUUACCUGUUUGCCUCCUUCUCUCUGGGGGAGCUUCCCUGGACUCAUUGCAGUAAUCCCUGGAAUACCCCCAACUGCACAGACCCUAAAGUCAAUACCUCCGUAUUUGUCAAUGUUAGCUCCAAGCUCAAGAAUACUCCUGCUGCUGAAUUUUACGAGCAGCGAGUCUUGCAACUUAGCCGUGGGAUUCAGGAAAUCGGCCAGCCCCGAUGGCAACUUGUGUUGUGCCUCUUGGUUGUAGUGAUAGUCCUGUUUUUUAGCCUGUGGAAAGGGGUGAAGACUUCUGGAAAGGUUGUAUGGAUAACUGCUACAUUGCCUUAUGUUGUACUAUCUGUGCUGUUAAUCCACGGGCUAACUUUGCCUGGUGCAUAUGAGGGAAUCAAGGCAUAUCUCAACAUUGAUUUUGGAAGAUUGAAAGAAGCCACAGUAUGGAUUGAUGCUGCUACACAGAUAUUUUACUCUUUGGGAGCUGGAUUCGGUGUCCUGAUUGCCUUUGCAAGCUACAAUGAAUUUCACAACAACUGUUACAGGGAUGCACUGAUGACCAGCACAAUCAACUGCGUCACCAGCUUCAUCUCCGGCUUUGCCAUUUUUUCUAUUUUGGGUUACAUGGCUCAUGUAUACAAAGUCAGCAUUAAAGAUGUGGCUACUGAAGGAGCUGGGCUGGUUUUCAUUCUUUAUCCAGAAGCUAUUUCAACCCUCAAUGGAUCAACUUUUUGGGCAGUUGUGUUUUUUAUCAUGCUGCUUACCCUGGGCAUAGACAGCUCUAUGGGUGGCAUGGAAGCUGUUAUUACUGGUUUGGCAGAUGAUUUCCAAAUCCUGAAGAGAAACCGAAAGCUGUUCACACUUUUUGUCUGCAUUGGCACUUUCCUGCUUGCUCUCUUCUGCAUAACCAAUGGGGGAAUCUACAUACUUACUCUGCUGGACACGUUUGCUGCUGGAACCUCCAUCUUGUUUGCUGUGUUAGUGGAAGCCAUAGGCGUUUCCUGGUUUUAUGGUGUGGACAGAUUCAGUGAAGAUAUCCAGCGAAUGAUGGGUUUCAAACCAGGCAUCUACUGGCGAUUGUGUUGGAAAUUUGUGAGCCCUGCUUUUUUACUGUUUGUGGUCUUAGUGAGUGUCAUAAAUGCCAAACCUUUGACCUACGACCAAUAUACUUACCCCUCCUGGGCCAAUUCUGUUGGAUGGGUCAUUGCAUCAUCUUCCAUGAUACUUGUGCCUGCAUACAUCCUCUACAAAUUACUGAAGACACCAGGGACCUUUCAACAAAAACUAGCGUACUGCAUCACGCCAGAGAACGAGCAGCACCUAGCAGCUCAAGGAAACGUGAGACAGUUUAAGCUUCAACACUGGAUAUCCAUAUGA